UUAGCCUAUUUACGAGUAUCAUCCAGAAAAGAAAAAUAAACCCCAAACUUUCUAACUAGGGUUUAUCAUUUUGACUUACACCUCCAUAUUUCUCACAGUAAUCCAGUCAAUCAAUGGAAUCCAACGGCGGCGCCGACGAAUCAUCACGGUUGCUCCUUGAACUCGAGUCAUUAAAGGAAUCCAAGCGAGAAAUCGAAUCUCGGAUAUCAGUAAUUGAAUUUCAAAUUCAAAAUAUUAAAUCAAAUAAUAAUAAUAAAAAAGAAGAAGAAGAAGAAAAUAUUGAAUUUGGUCAUGAUUUGAGUCCAGAUAUGAUAUAUAGAUAUAGCCGUCAGCUUUUACUUCCUUCCUUUGGUGUUCAAGGGCAGUCAAAUCUCUUGAAGUCUUCAAUUUUAGUCAUCGGGGCCGGGGGUUUAGGAUCGCCUGCUCUGUUAUAUCUAGCAGCCUGUGGUGUAGGGCGCUUAGGCAUGGUGGAUCAUGAUGUUGUUGAGCUAAACAAUCUUCACAGGCAGAUCAUCCAUAGUGAAGCAUACAUUGGUCGUUCCAAAGUAGAGUCUGCUGCUGCAGCUUGUCGCUCGAUUAAUUCAACCAUUGAAGUAGUGGAACACAAAGAGGCUUUACGCACAUCCAAUGCGCUGGAGAUUGUGAACAAAUACGACAUUGUAGUAGAUGCAACAGAUAAUGCUCCCAGCCGAUACAUGAUCAGUGAUUGCUGUGUUUUACUGGGAAAGCCUCUUGUAUCAGGUGCUGCAUUGGGUUUGGAAGGGCAGCUUGCAGUUUACAAUUACAAUGGAGGCCCAUGUUAUCGAUGUCUUUUUCCAACUCCACCACCCACAACAGCAUGCCAGAGGUGCUCAGACAGUGGAGUUCUAGGUGUAGUUCCUGGUGUUAUUGGUUGUCUUCAGGCCCUAGAGGCUAUCAAGGUGGCAAGCUUGGUUGGCGAGCCACUUUCAGGAAGGAUGCUUCUUUUUGAUGCAUUGUCUGCCCGGAUUCGCAUUGUGAAGAUUAGAGGAAGGUCAUCGCAGUGCGAAGCUUGUGGAGAUAAUCCAACUUUAACACGCCAACAAUUUCAGCAUUUUGAUUAUGAGAAAUUCACUCAAUCGCCAUUGUCUACUGCUCCUUUGAAGUUAAAAUUGCUGACAAUGGAUUCUAGAAUAAGCAGCAAAGAAUACAAUGAGGUUGUUAAAAAGGGCGAGCCACAUGUCUUGAUUGAUGUACGGCCAUCCCACCAUUAUAAGAUAAUUUCUCUUCCGAAGUCCAUGAAUGUACCUCUUGCAACUUUGGAAGGUAGGUUGCCUGAGAUAUCUUCUGCAUUAAAAUCAGUGCAGGAUGUCGAUGGAAAUCAUACUGGCCAAGAUGCAAGUAUAUAUGUUGUUUGCAGAAGAGGUAAUGAUUCACAGAGGGCCGUUCAGUUGCUUCAUAACCUGGGUUUUCCAUCUGCAAAGGAUAUUGUCGGUGGAUUGGAGUCAUGGGCACAUGAUGUGGACAAGAGAUUUCCAACCUAUUAGGACGUAUGUUUUAAUGUGAUCCUUAUAUGAAACAUGAUCGUGUUUUGAAUGAUUAUGAUGCAUCAAGUUCUUUUACCAGUUUAUGAUGAGCAAAUUUUUGGAAUAUUAAAUCUGCCGAUAUGUUAUUUGUGUUUGCCAUCUCA
This is a messenger RNA of Erigeron canadensis, 1648 nucleotides long. Its product is annotated as adenylyltransferase and sulfurtransferase MOCS3. The record is from RefSeq and is a predicted model, not a curated record. Gene Ontology annotation, biological process: tRNA wobble position uridine thiolation. Gene Ontology annotation, molecular function: adenylyltransferase activity; thiosulfate-cyanide sulfurtransferase activity; URM1 activating enzyme activity. The transcript has 11 exons. Gene Ontology annotation, cellular component: cytoplasm; cytosol. The coding region runs from base 114 to 1505 and encodes 463 amino acids. NCBI's taxonomy places the organism in Eukaryota, Viridiplantae, Streptophyta, Magnoliopsida, Asterales, Asteraceae.